CAUGAUAGUAAGUUUGGAUGUUGUUGAAAAAAACGCGGAUAUUUCUCUUCUAAACUCUACCCUUCGACCUUCUCUCGUCUCGUCUGGUCUGGUCUAGCUAGUUCUGCGAUCGCGUGCGGUGUUUGCGCAUGUUAAUGUGUUUUCGGUGCCGGUGCAAAACCCUCCUCUCCUUCCUCCCCCCUCUUCCACCACCACCAACAACUUCCAUGCAACGACGACGAGCAGCAGUCGAUGGUGGGAAAGCGCCGCGACGCCCGCGUCACCAUUCCGCUUGAAAUAAUUAAAAAAAAAAUAAAAUAAACAUCGCGCGCGACGCGAGAUCCACAACAACAACAAAAAAAAUAUAUAUAAAAUAAAUCGGAUUACGUCUGCAUCGACAAUAGGUGUUUCCUGAAUAUGGACGUGUUGUGGCAGGAAAGACUGUUCGGUAAGCAACUUACGGAUUGUUCGGGUAGCAAACCGGAUACGGAAACCGUUGAAGCCCUCACGGACGUCGAGACGGUGGGCGUUUAUUUCUCAUUCGCCAACAUCAACCUGCAGAGCGAUGAUUUCCGGAACAAGCUGAAGGAGCUCUAUCGUCGCCUUAACACCUCCGAUGGAUCAACGAAGAGAUUGGAGAUUGUCCAGGUCGUCCUCUGGGCUAAUAACGACGUGUACAGCGACUUCGAGGGAAGCCACCGUGACAGUCUGGUCGACCUUCCGUGGUUCGCGAUGCCCUUCAGUGAAAUCGACCUAAAG
Nicrophorus vespilloides is the source of this 738-nucleotide messenger RNA. RefSeq lists its product as uncharacterized. NCBI's taxonomy places the organism in Eukaryota, Metazoa, Arthropoda, Insecta, Coleoptera, Silphidae. The transcript has 2 exons. The annotation marks the transcript as partial. The record is from RefSeq and is a predicted model, not a curated record.